Messenger RNA from Plodia interpunctella (Indianmeal moth), 577 nucleotides. RefSeq names its product mitochondrial ribosomal protein S18C (gene mRpS18C). The transcript has 2 exons. Gene Ontology annotation, cellular component: ribosome; mitochondrial small ribosomal subunit. Bases 111 to 521 code for a protein of 136 amino acids. Gene Ontology annotation, molecular function: structural constituent of ribosome; small ribosomal subunit rRNA binding. The record is from RefSeq and is a predicted model, not a curated record. Gene Ontology annotation, biological process: mitochondrial translation. NCBI's taxonomy places the organism in Eukaryota, Metazoa, Arthropoda, Insecta, Lepidoptera, Pyralidae.
UUGAAUGGAGACAUUGUAAGGUUAGGUUAUUUUGUAGGUAGGUAUCCAACCAAAAAUAGAAUCUUUAUUUCCAUUAAUUUCAAAAUAUAUCAGCCUUGUGUUUUUCAAAAAUGGCAUUGUUAAAAACGUUAAUACCCCGGCAAUUAAUUGUAAAUACACAUCGCGCUAUUAUUUCCACCAUCAGACCUUCAUCUACUGAUACUAAACAAAACGAAGACGAACCUGUGGAUAUAGAAAACCCAUUCAAGAAAGAACCACGGCAGUGCAUUCUCUGUAAAUUGAAUAUCACACCCAACUACAAGAACUACAGACUCCUCUCCCAAUUCCAAAGCCCUUACACUGGUAGAAUAUACGGCAGGCACAUCACGGGUCUGUGCCAAGCGAAGCAGGCAUUGGUUGAGACUGAAAUUACAAAGGCACAAAACUGUGCAUUGAUGCCAUACUAUUAUAAAGAUAAGGUGUUCCUAAAGGACCCUAAGCUGUUUGAUCCCGAGAACCCAAUUAGAUCACAUAGAUUCUAGAUCGUUUGUAGUAUAUUAGUGUAUGUUAGAAUAAAAUAUUUGUGAAAAGUAAAAAA